Molecule: messenger RNA, 2199 nt
Organism: Fonticula alba
Lineage: Eukaryota; Rotosphaerida; Fonticulaceae
Source: the annotation of a RefSeq genome assembly
UUUAUGAAAAAUAUUUUAUUUGUGAGAGGAGAGUAUUUGAAUUUGGACGGUAUUAGGUCUGUUUAUUUGUUGGAUUUUAAUGAUUUGGAGUUGUUGUUUUUGAAGGGGGCUGUAUUGGAUUUGUUGGCAGCUGGUGGGGUUGGUUUGCCGGUUUUAUCGGUUUCUGGUGUUAUUGAUGAUUUGUCUCAGUUGGAGUUUAGGAGGGUUCAUGUUUCUUUGCCUAAUUCUAUUAAGUUUUAUAGGGUUUUUAAUAAGAGGGGUAGGUUGGUGAAUUUGAAGUGUGAAUCUAAAGAUGUUUUGGGUCAAUUUAGGAGGCUUCCUUUUUUUUUAAGGAGGCGUAAUUUUUUUAAUAAGAGGAGGUUUUUGAUGUUAUAUGAUUUAAAAAAAUAUGGGAGGUUGAAGUAUGUUGGUGUUAGAGAUCCUUUUUUUUUUUAUAAUUAUAGGUAUUUUUAUGAGCGUAAGGGUUCUUCUCAUGCUUUUAUUAAGUAUAAGAGGUAUGAGAGGGAGUUAUUUUUAAAGAUUUCUGGGUAUAAUUCUUAUAAGAAAUCUGAGUUUAGUGAAGUGUAUUCAAAGAAUUAUAAAUUUGGUGGGUUGAAUACGUUUACUGAGUUGAAUAGGGGCUUAUUUCAUUUUAUAAGGUUGGCUAUUAAUAAAUAUUUUAAAAUUAUUAGUAAUAGGGCUAAUUUAAAAGAUAAAGUUUUAUUUUAUAGAUUAGAGCGUUUAAUUCAUGGCUCUUUUAACACUUUUUAUAUUUUAAAGUAUAAACAAGAUAAGUUAACUAUUAGAUCUAAGUAUAAAUUUAAGUGGAGGAGGUCACGAUUAGCUAUAUUUAAAUAUGUUGUAGGUCGUUAUAAGUAUAAUUUAAAAACUAAAAGUUCUAAAUCAUUUAAUAAUUUUUUAUUAAAUAACCCAGAUAUUUUUCCUGAUCCUAUAUAUAUUAAAAAAGAGGGUAAAUCUAAAUUAUAUUAUUUUAACUCUUUCUCAGAGUUAAAAGAUUAUAAUAAAAUUAAUAAUAAAAAUAUUAAAUGGCCAUAUUUUUUAGAGGACAAGCGCCUUAUUUAUAGUCUAGCAAGAAAUGCAGUGGAUGUUAGAUUAACAUCCAGGUUUUUUAAUACUUUUAAUAUAAUGGAUCCUAACACAUUUUCAACUAUGGCUAGGAUAGGCCAUUUUAGAGGAUUUUUAUUUCAAAAAGUUGAAAGGAAAUUUUCUUUUAAGUAUGCAGCUAGACAAAAGAUCCAAGAUAAACAAGAUUUAGCUAACUUAAAAAUAGAAAGAAGAAUUAAAUUAAAGAUUAAAAACGUUAGGAUAUUAAGAUAUAAACCAUAUCGUCUAUUGAGGCUUAGAAAAAGAUGUAAUAAAUUUUUCUUAACUAAAAAUAAACCUAGGUUAAGAAAAUCUAUCUUUGGAAUGGUCCAUAAAUAUGCCAAUUGUUUAUUUACUUAUCAUUAUAAAAGGGUUAUAGCCCAUAGAGUAAAGAAAAGAAUAUUGAGACAAAACAAAAGAAUAGGAUUAACAAAAUAUACUAAUAGGACAAAAUUCUUUUUUAAAAAGGGGGCGAUAAAACCUUUAUCUAAAAGGGGGGAGCCUUUUUAUGAGCAGGGUUCUUUUAGAGGAAGGGAUUUCUUAUUUAAUAUAAUGAAAAAUUAUAUUAAUUGUAAUACAUAUAAUAAUGUAGUUUUAUCUAAAGACUUAAACUCUCUUUAUACAAGGAGAGUAAAAACAGAAUUAUAUAAGUAUAAUAAUACAGAAUUUAUUAAAGACACUUUAAACUUGUUAUUUCCUGAAUUAGACUUUACUAAAGAUGAGUUAAGGACUUUUUUAGUAAAUAGUAACUUAGAUUCAUCUAAUCUAGAAAAAAAGAUACAUAGAAUUAAAUAUAAAACACACAACAAAUCAUUAGAACAUUUAAGAUGGUUUAAAUUAACAAAGCCUGAUAGUUGUUUUACGUCAGAAUUAAUUAAGUUAUUAGCUGAAGGAAAGUUAAACAUUAUGCUAUUUAAUAAUAUUUAUCAAGAGAUAGAGAAUGAAAAUAUUAUUUUAUUAAUAGAUUAUUUAAAAAAAUGUUUAAAAACUAGGCAGGUGUUAAUGGACUAUACUCCCAGUAUAGUAGAGAUAAAAAAAGCCAUUGAGAUAUAUAAGCUCUGUCUACUUCUUAAAGAAAUAGAUGAGGAAAUAGUCUCAACAUGUUUUAAAUAUUGA